AUGACAAUUUAUAAUCUUUACAUCUUUGAUCGCCAUUGUCAAUGCAUCUAUUUUCAGAAAUGGGCUCAUCAACCCAAGUCAGUCGUUAAUAAUGGAAGUGUGAAUGGACAGAGUCAGACAGGCUCUAGCCGUCUCGGUCUGGCAACCUCGCGUUUCUCAAUGUCCAGUCCAGGAUCUUCCAGUGCGGACCACAGUAGUACCCCAAACUCCUCAUCAAUCAUCCGUAGCGAAGAGCGCAUUCCUUCUCACACAGCAGGUACCCAGCGUGGGACCCAACAGAGUGGACUAGCAGCUGGAAGUAUGAUUUCGAUUGAAGAAGAAGCCAAGCUUGUAUAUGGUGUGGUUCUAUCUCUACGCAACUUUGUCCGUAAGCUGUCAACCAGUCAGGAUGGAUUUAUUUCUUACAAAACCUCGACGUAUCGCUUGCAUUAUUACGAGACACCUACUGGACUGAAGUUUGUGAUGAACUCGGAUCCAAACACAGAAUCUCUUCGGGCAGUGUUGAAGCAGAUAUAUGUACAAUUGUAUGUUGAGUUUGUUGUCAAGAAUGGACUUAUGCGGUUUGACGAUACUCGUUGGGAACCUCUUCCUAAUGCUCCUGGAACUAUUUCAAACGAAUUGUUCAGAACGGCAGUUGAUCGCUUUAUCCGUAGUCUGGCUGUAUUC
Molecule: messenger RNA, 666 nt
Organism: Phycomyces blakesleeanus NRRL 1555(-)
Lineage: Eukaryota; Fungi; Mucoromycota; Mucoromycetes; Mucorales; Phycomycetaceae
Exons: 3
Biological process (GO): endoplasmic reticulum to Golgi vesicle-mediated transport
Cellular component (GO): TRAPP complex
Source: RefSeq, a predicted model, not a curated record